This is a messenger RNA of Trichoderma virens Gv29-8, 1524 nucleotides long. RefSeq lists its product as uncharacterized. The transcript has a single exon. The annotation marks the transcript as partial. The record is from RefSeq and is a predicted model, not a curated record. Lineage: Eukaryota; Fungi; Ascomycota; Sordariomycetes; Hypocreales; Hypocreaceae.
GACAGCUCUUAUGUGCUUCACCGUCCCUUCUAUGUACCAACCAAGGAUGGCGCUGUUUGGGCCAUAACCUUCACCACCUAUGGCGGAACAAUCUUAACAGCAGGUAUCUCUGUUAUCCUCACGUUGAUUUUCGUAGGGCUUUGGGAUCUUAUAUGCUUCAUUGCCAUUGUUUCUUCUAGGGCAACGACUCGGCGGCGACAUGUUGCUCUCGUGACUCUUUGGAACUCCAACGAUUCUUGGUUUGCUUUCAAAGAGCUGGCAAAAUAUACGUUGCAAUUUUUCGGAUCUACACCCGAUUUUGUUUACGGCCUCAUAUUUUGCUCCUUGGCUUUUAUAAUCUACGGAGGCGGCUUGUCAUUGGGGAUUGUUGGGCCUUCACUAUUGCAAGUUGGUACCGUGGCACCUGCACGACCUAGUGCAGUCUACUGGCCAUUUUCUACUAACAACGAAAACGACACUGUCAAUAUUCUUCAGGGUAUAGGCAUACUUGCUCCAGCAUUUAUACGCGCUCUUGGUAGUGUGGAUGCCUCCCUGGGCUCACGGGGGGAAAACGUGAAAGUAGAUGGGCCAAUUCCGGUUGUCAAUGCUGGCAUAAACAGCAUUGAAACUAUCUACCAGUAUAACUACACAUAUUCACUCACUGGAGUCGACCUCGGCCUCCAACAUGGCUCUGAUCUUUCAUUGACGGCUACGGGCUCCUGCAUAACCGAGUAUGGGUGGAUCGUUAAUGCCACGCACCCUAAGAAUGACAGGGAUACCUAUUACCCGUGGAACUACACCAUCUGGAAUCAGACUGUCCCCAUCACCAACGAUACUAUUCAGGAUGCUCCAAAAGCAGUUUUCCUGCUUCAUCCAGAUGCAUCCACUCAGUAUGGCGAGACCGGCAAUAUCUCUUUUGCCAUUUUACCAUGGACAGCUCAUAGGACCAGCAUUAAACAGUCAAAUGAUCCAUGGUAUACCACAGAAACUCGGCGGGCACCAUUUCCGCCUCCUGUCGAGACUGCCAUCUUCUGGAUAAAGCGGGCAAGACCAGCCCUCUCCUGCUGGCAGAAAGAUGUCUGGCGAUAUGGCUCCACAACUGUGACCAAUGUCUCUGGCCUCAAGAACAUAACCGGCAUAAAAGUAAAGCCUUCUUUACUCGCAGUAUUGGAACUUGCCGUCGCUGUUCCGGUCCUAUAUAACCUGGGAAGUACCGUCGCUAUCUCAUCGCUUAAAUCUGCAACCGUAAACACAUUUGGGGUUAUUAAUGCAGAGACGUCGAGUAUCUUGGACGACCUGACACGACUGGUAUUUGCCAGUUUCGUAUACACUCGGAAUGUAUAUUUGGAUACUACGAUGUAUGAAUCUAAGACUGGGCUGGCCAACGCUUUGGAUACGAAUGGGGAACCUGCUGAUGGUCUUGGUGACUUUGUUUUAUCAAGUCCCAACUUUCAAAGUUUCUCUAUGGUUGGCAUGAUUGUUCUUUUAGUGCUUCUCAUCACUCUGUUCACUACAAACUUUCUGCUCCAAAGGAUGCUUCGUCUU